UCAAGUCUGACAAUAACGCCGACUAGCUUUCGAUCACAGCACGCUACUUCGCCUCUGUCCUUGCUGGAACUAAACCGGAGACGUACCAUUCCGAGGAAGCAAAAGGGGAAGUCGGGUUUUUCCAAAAUCCAACUACUUCGCAUUUUGUUUGAUUUUGUUGAAAAUGACCAAAGAAAUAUAUACUACUAAGAAAGAUGUUGAUAACGUUUAAGCUAUCACAUCAACAUUCCCUUCUUCAUUUCCUAGCUUUAGUUUUCCAGCCUGUUCAGUUGAGAAAUCCCCUCGGCGUGCUUUGUUUUUGGUACCGCCCCCUCAGUGAUACCCUGUGCGCACUCAGAGAACAGGCGCUACAACAGGGUGUCAGCGGCGGUUCGAGUGAGGAUGCUCUGAGUGUUGGGAGCCUAUUCAGCCUCCGGCGUCAUUCCCCUUUAACAUAGGGUAACAGAAAAUAUAGAAGAACUUUGGAUUUUGUGUUUCUCAUCUACAAGCAGCGAUUUCACCACCGAGCUGCCUCUGAGAUGACGGAGGUGGAGCCGGUGUUGGAUUUUGCCUCGUCGGGUCGCUCAGGCCGCCGGAACGCCCUGCCGGACAUCUUGGGCUCGCCAGCGGGAGUCAGCCCCUCAGAUCUGCCGCUCAAGCUGGCCGAGCUCUCCCUCACAGAUGGACCAGAUGGGGCGCAGUCUCCCAGCACAGAGGAGCCCCCGGUUGCCACGGAAGGCACCGAGGGGAAGGACAAUGGAUCAUAAGGGACCCGGAAUGGGGCCCCACCAUCUAAGGGGCCCUCUGAGAGAGAAUCCUGUU
Molecule: messenger RNA, 801 nt
Organism: Paramormyrops kingsleyae
Lineage: Eukaryota; Metazoa; Chordata; Actinopteri; Osteoglossiformes; Mormyridae
Product: cAMP-dependent protein kinase inhibitor alpha-like
Biological process (GO): negative regulation of protein kinase activity
Molecular function (GO): cAMP-dependent protein kinase inhibitor activity
Source: RefSeq, a predicted model, not a curated record